GGAGAAUUUCAUUCACUUCAGGUUAGGACUCCUGUUGGAGCAACGAGAGGGACGCGGCCGCUUCUGUCGACCAAAACUCGCUGGAAAAUAAAUUAUCCCGCCGCUCUUCUGGAUACAAACACAGUCGGCUGUAAAGAGUCCCGCCGGACCGCAGAGAGGCUCCCGGACCGGUGAAUCCGGUCGCAGUGAUUGAUCCCGAUCGAACCGUGCGUUUGGACGCGUAAACGUGAGUGCGUGAUCCGUUCGGACUCGCGCACAGUCACAGGUUGCUAGCGGAGUUUACGCUAACCGAGGCUAGCAGAGUUAGCAGGCAGCGGGACUUAAGAGCCGCUUCUCCCGGAUUCUGGGACUGCUACCCGCCGGGGUUAACCGUAGAAACCCGGCCAGACUUUCCCGGAGAGAGUGCUGGAGGCUCUAGCCAUGAUGUGUUGUUGUUCCGGGCGUUUAUCCAGCUGGCCGCCCGGUAGCAUCGGAUGAGUGCAGCGCAACGGCAGUUGGUGUUUUUUCCUCCGUUUGUUUAAAAGCUGGACUUUGGCUCCUGAGUUGCAACCCAGUCGCCUCUGCUGGAUGAAAACCAGCUAUUGACUCUAUUGGAGCGGGAUUCGAAACACUUUUUCUGUUUGCUUGCGUUUACUGGAAGAGCUAGAAGAAAAGUUUAGUGUUUGGAGGAUUUUUCCGAAGCGUGUGGAAAAAUGGAUGCGGGUAUAGAGAAGGAAUGCAGCGCCUUGGGAGGGCUUUUCCAGAUCAUCAUGAGCGACAUGAAGGCCAGCUAUCCCACCUGGGAGGAUUUCGUCUCCAAAGGAACCAAGCUGCAGACCCACCUCAGGACGACCCUCCUGCUCACCGGAGCCUUCCUGGACGCCUUCCAGAAAGUGGCGGACAUGGCGACCGGGACCAGAGGUGCCACCAAGGAGAUCGGCUCAGCGCUCACCAGGAUGUGCAUGAGGCACCGCAGCAUCGAAUCCAAGCUCAAACUGUUCACCACAGCGCUGUCAGAAAGUCUCAUUGUACCUCUGGAGUUAAAGAUGGAGGAGUGGAAGAAAGCGGCGAGCCAGCUGGACAAAGACCAUGCCAAAGAGUACAAGAAGGCCAGAGCCGACAUCAAGAAGAAAUCCUCAGACACCAUCAAGCUGCAGAAGAAAGUGAAGAAAGGGAAGGGCGACGCUCGCGGCCAGCUGGACUGCGCCCUGCAGGACGUCAACACGCGCUACGUCGCGCUGGAGGAGACGGAGAAACGGGCUGUGUGCCGCGCCUUGGUGGAAGAACGAUCUCGCUACUGCAGCUUUGUCAGCAUGCUGAAGCCGGUCCUGGACCAUGAGAUCAACAUGCUGGGCGAAGUGACCCACCUGCAGACCAUCCUGGAGGACCUGAGCGUUCUGACGGCUGAACCUACCAAGCUGCCGGCCGCCAGCGAACAGGUGAUUUUGGAUCUGAAAGGUUCGGACUUUAACUAUACCUACCAGACCCCUCCCGGUUCCCCUGGCAACAUGUCCAGGAAGAGCAGCAUCAGCAGUUACCAGUCAGGGUCGGUGAGGCACGUUCCCUCGUUGGACUCCAUCAGCUGCGCUGUGGAUGGCGUUCACCUGCAGCCUGCCGCCCCUUACCCGCUGUACGGCUGUGAUGAAGGUGGGCGGUCCCUCAGCGAGGGCAACUCCCCCUCCUGCCUGAAUCGCCAUGGCAACCACAUCCCUGUCACCAGCUACAGGCGGCGUGGCGCUCAGAGCCGCCGGGUUAGCCGCCUAGACAUGAGCGCCGUGAGGAUUACAGAAGCAGUGGUUACCACCCAGCCACCUGCAGGGAGCGCAGAAAAUGGCCUGCUGGCCCCACCCCACGGCGCCUACAUCCAUCAGCACGGCGAGCGAGCCAGAGCCAUGUCAGCGUCUGGGAAGUCGUGCUCGGCGCGGGAUCAGCUGGCUUUGACGUUGGGUGCGUUGAAUUCGGACGCCCCGAGGAGCAGCAGGGACUCUCUGCACUGUUCGAGCGGCUACAGCACCCAGACCACCACGCCGUCCUGCUCCGAGGACACCAUCCACACGCACACCGACUACGAGUCGAUCUCUCUCCACGGAGACGCUGACUCCGCCCCCUUCCACCAGCUGUACGGCAGCCGCUCCGACCUGGACAAGUCCUCCACCCUCCCCAGGAACUCGGACCUGCGCUUCCAGUUCAGAGACUUGGCCCAUUCCAAGCGGCCGACCUCCACCGUCAGCCUGCUGGCCGACGGUGAGCCGAGUAGCGGCGGCCAUCAGCACGCCGUUCACACUGCCACCAUCCGCCGCAAGCCGUCCUCCAAGCUGGCGUAUCGCCGCGGCACCAUCAGCGGCGGCGUGCCCAUCCCUAUCAGCACGCCGCAGGUCCCGCUGUGGGCCGGCGACGACGGCGUGUUUAGGGCGCCCCCCGCUGGCGGCUUGGGCCACAGCAUGCUGUGCACCUCCACCCAGAGCCUCGUCUCCCUGCCUUCCUCCUCCUCCUCCUCCUCGCCGUACUACCAGUUCGUUCCGGGUCACAUGCCCGUCCCCGCCGUGCCACCUCUGCCACCAGGGGGCGGCAGCAUCAGGCAGCAGCAGCAAAGGCUGCAGCUGCAGCAGCAACAGCUGCAGCAACAGAACCAGCAACAACAGUUUCAGCAACAAAAUCAACUGCAGCAACAUGCACAGCUGCAGCAACAGAGCCAACAGCUGCAACACAAUCAGCUGCAGCAACCGCAGCAACAUAACGAGAAACAUGCACAGCUGCAGCAACAGAGCCAACAGCUGCAGUUGCAGCUUCAAAACCUGCAUCUCCAUAAUCAGCAGCUGCAGCAUCAGCAGCAGUACUGCCCAGCUGCAGCAAUCCCACCGCCCGUCUCCAACCAGCAGGACGCUGCAGGCGCCGACAUGCUGACGCUCAUCAGGAAGGUGAAGCUGAAAAGAACCCUGACCAACGACCGCUCGGCCCCUAUGCUGCCGCCGCCGCCACCGGGCCUCUGAGGCUGCAGCAGCAUCACGCAGCAUCGUGCCACGACGGCUCCUCUUCCUCUGACAGAGGUCCAUGUUCGCGUUCUGACCUGCAGCUCGGUUCAGACUCCCGUUUCCAUAGUUACUGCAAAACAAACCGUUCGGGUCGCGGAUCCCUUGUUGGGCCGGGUGCGUUUGAUUCGUUGCCUGCAGACUUCCAGCUGGGCGGGGCUUAACAAGCUCCUCUGUUUCAUAGUUGGUCCUGCUGUGACGUAUAGUUGGUACCGGACCGGGUCACAGGUCCGAUUCCCCCCCAGCUAAAACCAGACUGUUUCCAUGGAAACAACUAAAUUUGUUAAUGAAGACGAAUGUUGGCUUCACUGUAAACAAUCAGAAGGUUCCAAGCAGGAUGGAAGUUCUGCUGUUAGCCUGUUAGCGUAGCGGUUAGCAUAGCGGUUAGCAUAGCUGGCUAUGAUGAGCAGCUCCAACACGACAGGAAGGCAGAUUCUGACCUGAUUUAUCUCGUAUUCCUGAGAAAAUAGUUUUUUAAAAUCCAAAACUGAAUUCUUGUAGAUAAUUCAGAGAAAUAUUUUACUCUGUAAAGGUUAUUUUGUUAAAUUAAGAUAAUAAUGUACCAAAAACAUGUUUUGGGUUUAA
Molecule: messenger RNA, 3593 nt
Organism: Xiphophorus maculatus (southern platyfish)
Lineage: Eukaryota; Metazoa; Chordata; Actinopteri; Cyprinodontiformes; Poeciliidae
Gene: mtss1
Product: MTSS1-like protein
Exons: 14
Coding region: 693-2969 (758 amino acids)
Biological process (GO): plasma membrane organization; cell projection assembly
Cellular component (GO): cytoplasmic side of plasma membrane; actin cytoskeleton
Molecular function (GO): actin binding; phospholipid binding
Source: RefSeq, a predicted model, not a curated record